This is a messenger RNA of Spinacia oleracea (spinach), 1139 nucleotides long. RefSeq names its product LOB domain-containing protein 15. The coding region runs from base 56 to 850 and encodes 264 amino acids. The record is from RefSeq and is a predicted model, not a curated record. Lineage: Eukaryota; Viridiplantae; Streptophyta; Magnoliopsida; Caryophyllales; Amaranthaceae. The transcript is spliced from 3 exons.
CCAAACUUUCUCUCUCUAGCUAAAACCCCACUUUUCAUACCUUGAGCAUGCCUGAAUGUCCAGAGAAAGGGAGAGAUUUGAUGAGAUAGGCAAGAAGAUCAAGAGAGAUAACGACGCAUUUUCAAGAGGAGGAGGAGGAGGAGGAGGUGGUGGUGGUGGUGGUGGAGGAAGGCGGCAUUUUCAGUUGGGUCCUCCCGGAAUACUAAACACAACCACCCCUUGCGCCGCGUGCAAGCUCCUUAGGAGAAGAUGUGCUCAAGAAUGCCCCUUUUCACCUUACUUCUCCCCUCAUGAACCCCAGAAAUUCGCCUCCGUUCACAAAGUUUUUGGUGCUAGCAAUGUUUCUAAGAUGCUCAUGGAAGUGCCAGAGAAUCAACGAGCGGACGCGGCCAAUAGCCUGGUGUAUGAAGCAAAUGUGAGGCUUAGAGAUCCGGUUUAUGGUUGUAUGGGUGCAAUUUCAGCAUUACAACAACAAGUUCAAGUUUUACAAGCUGAACUUAAUGCAGUAAGGGCUGAGAUACUUAAAUACAAGUAUAGAGAAGCUAAUCAUUUAUCCAACAAUAUUAUUAGUACUAAUAAUAAUAUUAAUAAUAACCCAAACCCAUCACCCUCUUCUCAUGAUCUUACUUUCUUUUCACCUGGGGCGGCGGUUUCAAUAGCCGUGCCACCACCACUAACACCAGCAAUUCCAACCCCUUCACCACCUCCUCCACCACCGCCGCCGCCGCCUCCUCUUCAUAAUAUUCCUCCCCAUAGUUCUUCUUCCAUGUAUACACAUGAACCCUCAUCUUCUACUCCUGAUCAUGAUCACUAUAGCUCCAUUUCUAAUGAAGACAUCUACUUUGGUUAAACAUAGAUAGAUCUGAUCUUAAGGUAACCAAAAUUGAUAAUCCCAUUAUUAAUUAUUGUUUCUUUCAUUUUUAUUUACAAUGUAAUAAUUAAGAUGAGGAUUACAAAAUCCAGAUUCUAGCUUUAUGUUUUUUUAUUGGGAAUUGCUGAUUAAUUUGUCUAUGUAGAGAGGAGUUGAUGUAAAAAGCCCUUAUUGGUAAUUUAUUCUACCUCAGGAGUAGAUAUUUAUGGUUGAAGAAUAAUUAUUUCAUUGCAUAAUUUUUAUCCCAUAAAUUUAUACAAAUAUUAAA